AUGCCUACCCUUUCCACUUUUCUUUCGGUAUCGCUGCCUGUGAUUCUGGCUGCUCUAAUUUACCAGCUAGGGCUGCCGGCUUUCAUCAGCGAAUACAUACCAUCCACGUUGCUUCCAAAUCUCUUCGUACCCACAUACUGCUACAAGUCUGUCAGAACGCUUUCGUCGGAGUUUCCGCAUGCCGAGUGCUUUACCAUUCACGACGGCAGAUUCUCCAGUGUCUUCGUAGACAAUGCAGCCCCUGAUGCGGUCAAGGAAUCCCGCACAGGUUACGUGUACCCUGGUUUUUGGGAUGGUCACGGUCACUUGGUCCAGUUUGGAGAAUCUCUAGAUUCAGUGAGCCUCUUUGGCGCCGAUUCAAUGGACGAGAUCAAGAGGAGACUGUUGGAUAUACCUCCCGGAGGCGAAGUGCCGGCAAAGGGUGUCUUCUGCGACAAUGCCAUGGAUAUCGUACUGGAGUAUUACCCAAAGCCGACCCAAGCGCGCAAAACCGAGUUCAUUAAGACUGCGAUGGCAGAGUUAAACAAACAUGGUAUUGUCGGGAUGCACGACGCCGGUGUAGUGCCGGCAGAUUUGGAGCUAUACGAAGAGCUCGCGAACGACCCGGACUGGACUGUGAGAGUCAAUGCGAUGAUCGAAUGCGACGUCCGGAACACGUUUUGUCCCGGGGCAGUCAGGAAAGUUUCGACUCCGGAUGGCCGAUUCCAUGUGAACAGCGUCAAGCUUUUCGGAGAUGGGGCUUUGGGCUCCUGGGGCUCAGCUAUGAUCGAGCCGUACAGCGACAAACCGGAGUCCUCCGGCUCUUUACUCGUCAACGCGACUACGCUGUCACGUGUGACAUAUGAUUGGGCCGUAAAGGCAGGGUACCAAGUUAAUAUUCAUGCUAUUGGGGAUCUUGCUAACAGGCUUGCGGUUGACGCGUUUGAAGCGGCGUUGAAACGCUUGUGCCCCCACGCUAACCUCCGCGACUGUCAAGCUAAACGUCGUUUCCGCAUCGAGCACGCCCAAAUCAUCCAUCCAGAUGACCAGCGCAGGAUGUCAGAACUUGGUAUCAUUGCGUCAAUACAGCCCACGCACGCGACCUCGGAUAUGGGUUAUGCGGAGAGCAGGCUUGGCCAGCAACGAACAAAAGAUGAGGCGUACCGAAUGCGGUCGCUCUUACCACUUCGUCCAGUCCUCGGUAGCGACUUCCCAGUUGAACCCGCGAGUAUCUUCGAGGGAAUGUAUGCGGCAAUCACGCGACGAAGUCCACGUACAGGACUGGACCCUAGCGGUGGCAAGGCUGGCUGGUAUCCCGAAGAGAGUCUCACUUUCGAACAAGCUUUAGAGGGUUUUACGGUGAACGCUGCAUAUGGUGCCUUCUUAGAAGGCAAAGCUGGUGUCAUCGAAGCGGGGGCGUAUGCUGACUGGGUUGUUCUCGACGAACAACUUGAAUCGCUGGACCCAGAAGCAUUGAGGAAGGUGACAGUGAAAGAGACAAACAACAAAAAACACGUAUACUCGUACCUCAUCAUGACGACCAUCGAACGCAAGCCCACUGCGGAACUAUCCAAACCUACUACCCCUGUCGGGUCCCUUACCGUCACACCCCCAAUCACACCGAAUGCGACAAGUACCGCGGCGCAUCAGCUAGUUUCCGAGAUCAGGGACAUAUACACGGUACUCAACGAACUAUCGUCAUUAGCGCCGUCGGAUCAAGUCAACUCUCUCCUCACACGACUCGUAAACCUCUGCGUCGUACCUUACAGCGCAGAGUUUACGUCGUAUUUUUUCCGCAUACCUGCCGUAGAGAGCCUUUGCUCUAAUUUGCGACCGCUAUGUUCAGAAGCCGAGGGAGAGUUGGAGAAGUUCUGGGCAAAUCGCAUGCUCAACGACAUCAGCGGUACAACCACAACACCUGAGGAUAUUCUGACAACUUUCCCUUACCACCAAAAUUACGUCGAUCUCUCCCGCUUGGAAUGUUCUACCAUAGAAGCGUUCCUCCCCAGCCCACCGUCCAAAAUCGCUUUCAUCGGCUCCGGUCCAUUACCUCUGACCUCCCUCUGUUUCCUGGACCGCUAUCCUAAUGCGCAAGUUCAUAACGUGGAUCGCGAUGCCUCCGCGCUUCAAGUCAGCAAAUCGUUAUGUGAGCGGUUAGGCUAUGGCAAGCGCAUGAGUUUCGCUUGUGAAGACAUCACCGAGGUUUCGUCAAACGCCGAAUGGCAAUCGUGCCAGGUCGUCUUCCUUGCUGCGCUGGUUGGUACAGAUACGUACACGAAGCUCAACAUACUCAAAAGCAUGGUGAAAAAACUGGUGUCAGGUACAUUGGUGGUGGCGAGGAGCGCGCAGGGCAUGCGAAGUGUGUUGUAUCCGAUACUGGAACUGUCAGAAGAACUCCAAUCCAUCGGUGUCGAGAUUCUUGCUGAAGUACAUCCGUGGACUAAAGUCGUUAAUUCGGUCAUCGUUCUACGCGUGAAAUGA
Molecule: messenger RNA, 2460 nt
Organism: Alternaria arbusti
Lineage: Eukaryota; Fungi; Ascomycota; Dothideomycetes; Pleosporales; Pleosporaceae
Exons: 6
Coding region: 1-2460 (819 amino acids)
Biological process (GO): nicotianamine biosynthetic process
Molecular function (GO): nicotianamine synthase activity; hydrolase activity, acting on carbon-nitrogen (but not peptide) bonds
Source: RefSeq, a predicted model, not a curated record